AUGGAUACGAACGGUAUUAGCCCUCUUGAAAUCAAUGAAUAUUUCGAUAAAGUUUAUGCUUUCAUAGAUUAUGAGAAUACAGUACCUCAACAACAUUUUAAAUUCGUGCGAAAUUGGAUUCUCAAUGAUCAAUCAAUUAACGGAUUGAAGAAAAAUCAUUUAAAAAGUGCUUUGGAUGAACGUGAAAACAAAUGGAAUGUUUCUCAGCAGGAAGGAAUAGAAUAUAUAUGGAAUAAUGAUAUAGAUAAAAUAAUUCAAGAUGCUCAAUUGAAUGCAACUUCACCUGAUUCAAUUAUUGAAUGGUGGAAUAACGGUUCUUACAUUAAAUGGAAUUCGGAGAAAAAGAUGCUUGAAAGGUUUGGUGAACAAGAAGUCAUUCUGAAAAGACUUAAUAGCUCUAAUAAAAUGAGAAAAAAAUGGUUAGAAGAAUUUGUUGAAUGUCUUGUAAGUUGUUAUGGAUUAACCAGAGAUCCAUUCACGCAUGAAUUUAUGUUGGUUUUGGAUAGUUUGACAAGUAAUUUGAGGCAAUUUCUACAGAGUAAUCAUUUAAUAACUUGGAUUAGAAGAAUAAAUAUUACUUUGGAUAUCGUUUCAAGAGUAGAGCGGCUUCAUGAUUCUGAUUUAGUUCAUCGCGAUUUGCACACUUGUAAUAUAUUGUUUAGUAAACAAAAGGGUCGAUUUUAUAUUAGUGACAUGGGCUUGUGUGCACCUAUAAACAAACUUCCAAAUCAAGUUUAUGGAAAUCUUCCAUUCAUUGCGCCUGAAGUAUUAUGUGGCAAACCGUAUACUAAAAAGUCAGAUAUAUAUAGUAUAGAAAUGAUCAUGUGGGAGAUUUCAACUGGAAAGCCACCUUUCAGUAAUUAUUUUUAUGACUCUAAUCUUGCUUUAGCAAUUCUCGAUGGAUUUCGUCCUGAAGGAAUUGAAAAAACUCCGCAAGAUUAUACAGAACUUAUGAAUCAAUGUUGGGAUGCUAUUCCUGAAAACCGCCCUGAAGCCCAGAUCGUUUUUAGAAAAUUGAUGAAAACUUUGACAAGGAACGAACAUACUGAAACUAUAUAUUCCAGUCAUAUUCAGAAAAUCAUUAAUCUUUCUGAACCAACAAAUGCAACUAAAGACAAAUCUGAAGGUAAUUCUUACUUUGAAAUUCAUGAUUCAAGAGCC
Messenger RNA from Cetraspora pellucida, 1161 nucleotides. The record is from the annotation of a GenBank genome assembly. NCBI's taxonomy places the organism in Eukaryota, Fungi, Glomeromycota, Glomeromycetes, Diversisporales, Gigasporaceae.